AUGCCGUCGCCCGUCGUCCGCGACGCGGUGAUAUCCGACUUCCGGCGAAGGGUCGAGGCCGCGCGGCGCGCCCGCGCGGCGACGCUCGAGGACGAGCGCGACGACGACGCGCGCGUCUCCGCGUCGACGCGCGCGGAUCCGAUCCGCGUGGGCGCGUUCGACGCGCUGCAGCGCGCGCUGUGGGACGGGGACGGGGACGGGGACGGGGACGGGGACGGGGACGGGGACGGGGACGGGGACGGGGACGGGGACGGGGGCCGCGCGUUCGUCGCGCGCGUGCGCGACCGGAAGCCGACCGCGCUCGAGGCCGUGCUCGCGGUCGAGCGUCGCGCGGACGACGAGCUCGCGCGCGCGUCGCCGUGGUCGUCGUCGCACUCGCCGUCGCCGUCGUCGCGAUUCGUUCUCGAGGAGGACGACGACGCGGACCCGUCCGCGCCGAGGUGGAAGGAGGACGGCGACGGAGGCGGCGGCGGCGGCGGCGCGCUUCGCGACCCCGCGCUUCGCGACCUGCGCGUCACGCCGCUGACGCUGCUGCGCGAAGCGCUCGACAGGCCUCGCGCGGAGAAAGACACGGCGGCGGCGGCGGCGGCGGAUGUCGUUCCGGUCGUCGCCGAGACGCGGCGCGCGUCGACGUCGUCCAGGUUCCGCGUCGAGGGGAGAGGAAGGGAGAGGACGUCGUCGUCGUUUUUGUCGUCCUCCUUCGCCGCCGCGGACGCCGGCGCGAGCGCGACGCCGACGCCGACGCGCCCCCGCCGUCGCGUCUCGUGGAGCGAUUCCCCCGCGCCGCUCGAACUCGGCGCGGAGGAGGAGACGGACGCCGACGCCGACGCCGAGGUAGCCGUCCGCCGCCGCGCGUCCGUCACCGGGACGCGGGACUACUACGCCGCCGCGCUGACGUCCGCGGACGUGCACCCGAACCCUCGUAACGGCCACGCGUCGGCGGUUACGAAGAGGAAUCCGAAACCAGCGCGCGGCGCGCACCCCGCGCUCGCGUUCCAGGCGCGCCUCGAGCGUCGAACCGUCGCGCCGUCCGCGUUCGCCGACGCGAAGCGAGCGUCGGUGACGAGAGACCUGGGCGGCGCGCGCGCGCCCGACCGCGCGACGUUCAGCACCGCGAUGAAAGCCGCGAGCGUCGCGACGGCGGGGGGGCGGAAGAUGCGCGCGAAGGAGAGAGCGGCGAUUUUGAACGCGUGCGCGAGCUCGAAGGCGCGUCCACCUCUCGCCGUCGUGGACGUCUCCGACGUCUCGAAGAGCGUCGCGAGGACGCGGCGGGCGUCAUCGCGCGCGCCGAGCGGGAUGCGUCACCGCUCGAACGAGGUGACGUCUAGAGGCGGUGCGUUUUGUGGGUCGUUCCAUCCGCCGAUGCACCGAGUCGAGUGCGACGCGCGCGCGGUCGCGGACGCGGCGAGGCGCGCGAGGGAAGAGGAGCGGACGACGCGUCUGACGUUGGGGAUCGAGGAGAGAAGAAGGUCGAGGUCGUCGGGGAAGAAUACGAUUAAGACCAAAACGAAACCGUCCGCCGCGGGCGGUUACGGAACCGCAGAGCCACCGGAGGAGGACGAGCUGCUGCUCCGCGCGCGCAGGCUCGCGGACGACGUCAGCGAGAAGCUCAGGGUGAGCGUGGAAGGGUCCCCGGGGAGCGCGCGCGCGACGUUGCUCGCGAUGGGCGCGGCGCGGAAAACGCUCGGCGUCGGCGGCGGCGGCGGCGGCGGCGGCGGCGACCUUCCGCCGCGGCUCGCGAUCGCGUCGCCGACGCCCGCGGCGACGUUGAUGGCGUCGCGCGGUUUUCCGUCGCCGGGCGGUCCCGCGGCGACGACGCCGACGCGCGUCGGGGCGCGUCGAUAG
Messenger RNA from Micromonas pusilla CCMP1545, 1845 nucleotides. RefSeq lists its product as uncharacterized. The transcript is spliced from 2 exons. NCBI's taxonomy places the organism in Eukaryota, Viridiplantae, Chlorophyta, Mamiellophyceae, Mamiellales, Mamiellaceae. Bases 1 to 1845 code for a protein of 614 amino acids. The record is from RefSeq and is a predicted model, not a curated record.